GUGGCGGCGGCGGCGGGGGGAAUGGUUGCAAGAUGGCGGCGCUGCAGGAGGAGCGGAGCUACGGGCUGUCCUGCGGGAGACUCGGCAAUGGCAGCAGCGUCUCCGUGUUUCACGUUAAACUGACUGACAGCGCCCUGAGGGCCUUUGAGGGUUACCAGAACAGCAAGAGCUCCUUGUCUAAUCGCCCGUCGAUCCGAUUCACUGGGAAGCAGGGGCAAAUCGCAAUCCCCAGGCCGGAGUGCCUGAAUGAGCUUCGGACCUUCAGCUUCUACCUGUCCAACGUGGGCCGGGACAGCCCCCAGGGGAGCUUCGACUGCAUGCAGCAGUAUGUCACCAGGGACGGGAGCAUUCAGCUUGACUGCCUGGGCGGGAUACAGGAUAAAAUCACUGUGUGUGCCACGGACGACUCCUAUCAGAAAGCCCGGCAGAGCAUGGCACAGGUGGAGGAGGAGACCCGGAGCCGUGGGGCAAUCGUUAUCAAACCGGGAGGGAGAUACGUGGGUAAGAAGGUGCAGAUCCGGAAGCCGGCCCCUGGCAACAUCGACGUGGCCCCGACGAGGAGGCAGGCCCGGCCGGUGAACAUGGCCAGCACCCUGAAGAAGGGGAGCAGCCAGCCCAGCGCGGCCCCAGCCAGGCCCUUCAGGGAGCGGCUCAUACACCUGCUGGCACUGAAGCCCUACAGGAAAGCAGAACUCCUCCUGCGCCUGCAGAAGGAUGGGCUCCCUCAGCAGGACAAGGACUCGCUGGACAGCCUCCUGCAACAGGUGGCGAAUCUGAAUGGGAGGGACGGCACCUACACGCUGAAGGGCUUGAUGUUUAAAGAAGUGCAGAAAGACUGGCCUGGAUACUGCGAGGGAGACCAGCAGCUGCUGAAGAGGAUACUGGUCAGGAAGAUGUGCCAGCCCCAGAGCAGCCUGGGUGUAGCCGGGGAGACCCCUGCAAGCCCACCCAAAGAGCACAGCAACUCCGCCUCUCCCUCUCAGAAACGCCCCGCUGUGGACUUCAUCGACCCGUUGGCCAAUAAGAAGCCCCGGAUCUCCCACAUGACCAGCAAAGCCCAAGGCGCGUUGAACGGGAAGGUGGGCUCCUCCAAUGGGAAGGAUAGUGCUCCUGGGGUCCCGGCGCCACUCCUGGCUGAUCCGGUGAGCUCCAGCUCCCACUUGCACAGGCUGGAGAUUCCCAGGCCCUACGACCCCCUCUCGGACGUCAGCAACGACUCCAGCCACAACGGGCGGGACUGCGAGGGACAGGAGGCAGCGGCAGCAGAGCGGCUGAGCCACCCCCCGGCCCCCAGUAUGGGGCUCCCUGCCCAGCCCAGCGAAGCAACCUUCCCCAGCGCCGCGGCCGGAGCCCCUGCCUCUGCCCCCGGAGCCACCUCCGCAUCCCUGCACGGGAAAUCCAAGAAGAAAUCAAAGAAGCACAAGGACAAGGAGAAAUCCAAGGAGAGGAGCGUGGAACCGAAGAGAGGCUGUGAAUUUAUUACAGAGGCACAAGGGAGCGGUGUUCCAAGCAGCACGGACCUGAAUGGGGCGUGCAGCAAUUCUAGUGUUCCUACAUCCACAUCGGAGAUGCCAGACUAUUUAUUGAAAUACUCGCUGAUCGCAUCCCAAGACCAGCGGCAGAGUUACAAGAACGACUUCAACGCAGAGUACAACGAGUACAGAGGCCUGCACGCCAGGAUAGAGAGCAUCACCCGGCAGUUCACUGUGCUGGACACAGAGCUGAAACAGCUAGAGCAGGGCACCGAGACGUACAAGACAAUCCAUAAUCAGAUCUUACAAGAGUAUCGGAAAAUUAAAAAGAGUAAUCCCGAUUACAGCCAAGAGAAGAACCGCUGUGAAUACCUGCACAGCAAGCUGGCUCACAUAAAGAAACUGAUAGCAGAGUACGACCAUCAGCACCUGCAGAACUGGCACUAGAACUGCCUAUUCACUGGACCCUGCUAGUGGAGGAGACACACUCUUGGGCUGGACUGUCUCUGGAUUCCCCUUUUCAAAGGAGCCACAGACGGGGAGCGACUCCCCCUGGUGAUGGGAGAGGGGGGGAGGGGGGGCAGCCAGCUGUCAUUGUGGGUGUAAAGGAAGAGGACGAGAGAGAAUGUGCUCCAAGAUGUGUUCUGGGUGUCGCUAUUAAUUAUUAUUAAUUAUUCCAAGUUCAGGUCUACCCUCUAUGAUAAAGGAUUUUUUUUGUGA
Polyodon spathula (Mississippi paddlefish) is the source of this 2192-nucleotide messenger RNA. RefSeq names its product RNA polymerase II elongation factor ELL-like. The transcript has 12 exons. Gene Ontology annotation, molecular function: cis-regulatory region sequence-specific DNA binding. Lineage: Eukaryota; Metazoa; Chordata; Actinopteri; Acipenseriformes; Polyodontidae. Gene Ontology annotation, biological process: snRNA transcription by RNA polymerase II; transcription elongation by RNA polymerase II; positive regulation of transcription elongation by RNA polymerase II. Gene Ontology annotation, cellular component: transcription elongation factor complex. The record is from RefSeq and is a predicted model, not a curated record. Bases 33 to 1919 code for a protein of 628 amino acids.